GCCGCAUCCCCCCGCCCCCCCUCGUCUCGGAAAACCCUAGCCGUCACAAGACUGCCCACCCGAGCACCAGCCGAGGGAAGGAGGAAGAGGCGGAGGAGAUGGCGCGGGGCGUGGCUGCGGCGGCGGCGAAGGGCGGCGGCAAGAAGAAGGGGUCGGUCACGUUCACGAUCGACUGCACCAAGCCCGUGGAGGACAAGAUCAUGGAGAUCGCCUCGCUCGAGAAGUUCCUGCAGGAGCGCAUCAAGGUCGCCGGCGGCAAGGCUGGGAACCUCGGCGACUCCGUCACCGUCUCCCGCGAGAAGACCAAGGUCACCGUCACCUCCGACGGGCCCUUCUCGAAGAGGUACCUGAAGUACUUGACCAAGAAGUACUUGAAGAAGCACAAUGUGCGGGAUUGGCUACGUGUGAUUGCAGCUAACAAGGACCGCACCGUCUAUGAGCUCCGGUACUUCAACAUUGCCGAGAAUGAGGGCGAGGAGGAAGAUUAGAGUGCGUUCCACUUUUAUCUUAGCUUUGAACUUGUUGGAUUUUGACACUUGAUCUGAGUGCCCCAAGUUAUUUGCACCUAUCUUCUCAUGUUAUGCUGUGGUGAAUUAUGGAUUGUUAGUUUGAAGAAUCCUUACAUUUGAUCGCCUCAACUCCUGAGUUAUGUUGUGAACCUGGAAAUGUACUAUGGAAAGAUUUGUAGCACUUGUCCUCAUUUUA
Phragmites australis (common reed) is the source of this 705-nucleotide messenger RNA. Its product is annotated as large ribosomal subunit protein eL22z-like. The record is from RefSeq and is a predicted model, not a curated record. Gene Ontology annotation, cellular component: ribosome. Gene Ontology annotation, molecular function: structural constituent of ribosome; RNA binding. Bases 99 to 488 code for a protein of 129 amino acids. Gene Ontology annotation, biological process: cytoplasmic translation. The transcript has 2 exons. Lineage: Eukaryota; Viridiplantae; Streptophyta; Magnoliopsida; Poales; Poaceae.